AGACUCUUUGGUGCUGCGCGCUUGUUAUUCUUUGCUGCAUGUGGAACUGUGCCGAGUCAUCAGAUCCAUCCUUCGGCCUCCACCAGGCAAAAUACAGCGACGCCUUCCUCCUCGCAAGGUCUACCCGAAGCCGUGUCCAGCAGCUGCUGAAUAAAUAUAAGGAGCAGCAGUUAGGAAACAAGCACUUUGAGGACAGAGGUGGGUAUUUAGAGGAGCUACCUGUGCUUUCUAUAGACUUCAACAGCUGGCUACAGCUUACGGAUUGGGAACGACUACAUGCCGCUCUGUCAGACAUCCAAACCUACAGGAAUAUGCUGGAGUGGAAGAGGAAAAGUCUGGAAACGAAUGACAAAGAUAAAGGGGUCCACAGCACUUUAUGUGAGAGCAUCAAACACAUUGAGCUGGACUUAAGGGACCUGAUGAGACAAAUCAGCAGUCAGAUGAGCCACAUUAAGGGCAGGAAAGUCACUUUUCCCACCUCUCGGUCGCCUUCGAGCCACGCCUCUAAAACUAUGUGGGAAAGCCGAGUGGAAGGUUACAUCAUUCUACGGGAUUUUGACCGUUACCUCACAAGGCUGGCCCGUGACUUCCUCAUUCUGGCUUUUAAAAAAUAG
Molecule: messenger RNA, 614 nt
Organism: Nerophis lumbriciformis (worm pipefish)
Lineage: Eukaryota; Metazoa; Chordata; Actinopteri; Syngnathiformes; Syngnathidae
Biological process (GO): cell surface receptor signaling pathway; positive regulation of tyrosine phosphorylation of STAT protein
Cellular component (GO): extracellular region
Molecular function (GO): cytokine activity
Source: RefSeq, a predicted model, not a curated record